Molecule: messenger RNA, 1309 nt
Organism: Hordeum vulgare subsp. vulgare (domesticated barley)
Lineage: Eukaryota; Viridiplantae; Streptophyta; Magnoliopsida; Poales; Poaceae
Product: very-long-chain 3-oxoacyl-CoA reductase 1
Exons: 3
Coding region: 99-1076 (325 amino acids)
Cellular component (GO): endoplasmic reticulum
Molecular function (GO): ketoreductase activity
Source: RefSeq, a predicted model, not a curated record
CAUCAAAGAUCCAGCCGCCCCGCCCCGCCCCGCUACGCUAUAACUCGCCGCUCCCUACCGCGGAUCGAGCCAACUCACCCCCAAACCCAGCAAGCACGAUGGCCGGCACGUGCGCCCACGUCGAGUUCCUCCGCGCGCAGCCGGCGUGGGCGCUGGCCCUCGCGGCCGUCGGCCUCCUCGUCGCCGCCCGCGCCGCCCUUCGCCUCGCCCUCUGGGUCUACGCCGCCUUCCUCCGCCCCGGCAAGCACCUGCGCCGCCGCUACGGGCCCUGGGCCGUCGUCACCGGCGCCACCGACGGCAUCGGCCGCGCCAUCGCCUUCCGCCUCGCCGCCUCCGGCCUCGGCCUCGUGCUCGUCGGCCGCAACCCGGACAAGCUCGCCGCCGUCUCCCAGGAGAUCAGGGCCAAGUACCCCAAGACCGAGGUCCGCACCUUCGUGCUCGACUUCGCCUCCGAGGGGCUCGCCGCCGGGGUGGAGGCGCUCAAGGACUCCAUCCGGGGCCUCGACGUCGGCGUGCUCGUCAACAACGCCGGGGUCUCGUACCCGUACGCCCGCUACUUCCACGAGGUGGACGAGGAGCUCAUGCGGAGCCUCAUCCGGGUCAACGUCGAGGGCGUAACGCGGGUCACCCACGCCGUGCUCCCGGGCAUGGUCGACAGGAAGCGUGGCGCAAUCGUCAACAUCGGCUCCGGUGCUGCCUCUGUCGUGCCGUCCGAUCCACUCUACUCCGUCUACGCCGCCACCAAAGCGUACGUUGACCAGUUCUCAAGAUGCCUCUAUGUUGAGUACAAGGGUAAGGGCAUCGAUGUACAAUGCCAGGUGCCCUUGUACGUGGCAACAAAGAUGGCAUCAAUCAGGAGGUCUUCCUUCCUUGUGCCAUCCGCGGACACCUAUGCUCGUGCUGCUAUUCGCCACAUUGGCUAUGAGCCGAGGUGCACACCGUACUGGCCACACUCUGUUCUGUGGUUCUUGAUCUCCCUUCUCCCAGAGUCGCUGGUGGACAGUACGCGCCUCAGCAUGUGCAUCAAAAUCCGCAAGAAGGGGCAGGCUAAGGAUGCCAAGAAGAAAGCGCAGUGAUGAUUCAUUGUUGAGAUCUGCCAUGUUUGUUCGUCAUGUGUAACGAAUCAGUAUUUGUAGCUCUGUUGUCGGCAUUUCAACAUCAUUACCUUCGCAUCACACUUGAUUGAGACUGUUGUUGUUCCUACCACGGUUAUGAAGCACAAAUCUGUAAUACCUUAUCUCCAACUGAAUGUAACGCCAGCUGCACUCAAGGUGAAAUGAUACUAACUAAACUUUUUGCUGGCUUCUAA